AUGGACAAAACCUGUCGUAAUAAGGACAUCAACGGCGACAACUGCUGCUCCAACGAGGACUCCCACAGCACAUUCAACAUCUGCGAUCAAAUGACGCUAAGUUUGAUGACUCCAUCGAGGCAGACCCUCUUAUACAACACUCCAGCCGUUUUCAUUUGCAAAGCACACGUUUUGCCCCUUUACCUGAACGGCAGUGGAGAGGGCGAGUUGACAGUGCCGCCCCACAUCACUGUCAACGUCCAGUGGUUUCUUAACAACAAUGAACAUCUUGUCAACAACAAAGAGGGAACUAUUAAAAUCUGGCAAAGGGAAGAGAAAUUAAACUUAAAAAUGUCAGUUCUCAGACUGGCAGGAGCCUACGUGAGGAGGGCUGGCAACGUGGAGUGCAGGGCGUCAGUCGACCAAUGGAUUAAAUACGCUGGAAGUGCAUGGACUCGAUCGAAAGGAGUUAUCACUACUAGGUCAUUAACAAAACUGACUGUUCUCAGAAAUAUAACUGAAGUUAGAGGUUUUCCUAAAUUGCACAUGGAGCCAGUGGCCGGAGAUUUGUUGGCGUUAUCAGGUCGGCAUGUGCUACUAAAAUGCGAAGGCUACGCCAGACCUUCUCCAUCAGUUCUUUGGCUGAAAAAUGGAAUGGAACCCAUAGACAACCUUACUGACUCCAGAUAUGUUCUAUUCAACCCAGGUUUACUACGUAUAGAAAACCUUAGAAGAGAAGAUGCAGGACUUUUUGAAUGCAGGGCAAACAACACUUUUGGCACAAAUGUCGGCCAAAUAAAUUUAAUAGUCACCGAAGAACCUUGUGAUCUUAUUCAUUGCAAAUUUGGCGCCAAAUGUGUUUUUCAACGUGGUGAAGCCAUUUGUGAUUGUAUGCAUAAGUGCCUUCACGAAAAGCAGAACCUUCUUUGUAGUGAAGAAGGGGUAACGUACCAAAAUUACUGCGAGGUUCAAUUCGAACAAUGUCAAAAGCAAAAACUUAUAACAAUAAUUCACAGAGGAAAAUGCGAUUUAAGAACUAGAAAGCACGGAUCUGGCAGCAGCUAUAUUUCGUUCUUUAUGCCAAACACUUGAAAGGCUUUUUAUAAAUUUUUGCAAAUCUUCUUCUAGAUGUCAAUUUUUUCCACGGUUUUAAUAUAAAAAAGAAAUAUUAUACAGUUAAACUUUUUUGCCGUAUUUUUGUGUUGUUAUUAUUGCUAUAAUAAUAAUAAUGAGAACUCUUUUUUAUGAACAUCAAAUUCUAACAUCAUAUAACUUUCAUCGAAAC
This is a messenger RNA of Helobdella robusta, 1264 nucleotides long. RefSeq lists its product as hypothetical. The record is from RefSeq and is a predicted model, not a curated record. Bases 1 to 1071 code for a protein of 356 amino acids. The transcript has 9 exons. Gene Ontology annotation, cellular component: extracellular region. Gene Ontology annotation, molecular function: insulin-like growth factor binding. Gene Ontology annotation, biological process: regulation of cell growth; regulation of signal transduction. NCBI's taxonomy places the organism in Eukaryota, Metazoa, Annelida, Clitellata, Rhynchobdellida, Glossiphoniidae.